Molecule: messenger RNA, 1851 nt
Organism: Williopsis jadinii
Lineage: Eukaryota; Fungi; Ascomycota; Saccharomycetes; Phaffomycetales; Wickerhamomycetaceae
Gene: MCM10
Product: Mcm10p
Exons: 2
Coding region: 1-1851 (616 amino acids)
Biological process (GO): DNA replication initiation; DNA replication
Cellular component (GO): nucleus; replication fork protection complex
Molecular function (GO): DNA replication origin binding; single-stranded DNA binding
Source: RefSeq, a predicted model, not a curated record
AUGGAUAAAGACCCUAGAGAGGUUACAGACGAACAGGACAGCGAGCUGGAGAGGCUCACGGAUGAAGAGUAUGGAGAAGAAGAAGUGGAAGAACCUGAUGAGUCGUUAGUGAAGGAGUUAGAGAGGCAGCUCCUCGAGACUACAAAAAGGCAAGAGGAGCUUAGGAGGAGGUUAGAAGAACUCAAACGUCGUAAACAAGCUAACAAGCUGAAAAGUACUGUGCAAAUAGAAAAAACUCCCUCGCCGAAGAGAGUAGAAGCACAACCUCUACCAUCACCAUCGCGAGAGGACGGCAAUGAGGUUAAGAACGUGUCAAGGAACUUGACGGACGCGUUACAAAGCGAGCGAUCAACAUUGGAUGACAGCAAUGAAGAGAGGAAGCCUUCAGUGCCGUACUUCUUACAAAAGCUGGAAGAAACACGGAAGAAGGAGAUCGACAAUAGAGAGCAGAAGAAGACCAUGUUCAAAUCAAGGAUUUAUACAUUUGACAGUAUCAUGGAUAGCCAGCCGGUCGAUGUUGAUGAAAAGGAGUACUUCUCAGGCCAAUUGAUUAAGCGAAGAUAUGUUGAUCAACAGCAACUUACCGAAUUCUUCAAAGACAAGAAGGUUAUGAGAUUACCAAAGCUCUACGCAAAAGUGAGUCCUCCAGAUUUUGAAGAGCCCAAAUAUCCAAACUGGCUCGUCAUUGGCAUAAUAAGUGAAAAGGGUAGGCCAAAAGUUACUAGCAAUGGACGAGGACGGUUCAUGACGAUUACCCUGACCGACUUCAAUCUGAGCGUCAGCGUAUCUUUCUUUAAUACUACAGUGGAGAAGUACGAUAGGUUGAGGAUUGGUGAUGUUAUUGCCAUUUUGAAUCCUGAUAUUUACAUCAAAUCUGAUUAUACUGCCAAUGGGGUGAAGACAUUUGGCCUCUCAAUCAGGCAUACAGGUGACAGUGUGCUGGAGAUUGGUAAAUCAAGAGAUCUUGGCUUCUGUCCUGCGCUAAGGAGAGAUGGAACUGUAUGUGGGACUCCCAUUAACAAAUCCUUGCAGAGCAGCUGCCUUUACCAUGAGGAACUUAGACUACGAAGAACAGCUGGAAAAAGAAUGGAGUUUCAAACCACUGUUGGACAGCGUUCACCCUCCAAGGGAGGAAGGAAGCAGCACAUGAUGGUUUCAAACAACAAGAUCGUCAAAGUGUUUGAUGCCAAUCAGCAACAGCAGGGUCCAACGCACGUGGAAAAGGCGAAGAAGUUCUUCAGCAGUACGAACAAACAUGAAAAGUUCUUCAACAGUGAAAUAUCUGACUUUGGCGACAUAAAGAGGAAACAGAUACGCCAGGAAAAGUAUAGAAGUUUGAGGAAGGACAUUGAUCUUCAGCAAAAGCUCAAGGAAUCACUUGAAGGUGGAAAGAACUUGAAGAAAUACCAUUCAAUUCACGGCGAACCAGAAGAUAGUGAAACAUCACUGGAAGAGAAGAAGGCACUGCUAAAGUAUGCGUAUGGUGGGAAGGGACUAUCCAAAUUGGGGUUUGAUCCAACUGCAAAAGGUGCAUCGAAAGGCUUACUCUCAAAGAUAGACGAUGAUCAAAGGGCACAAGCCACGAGCACACUCGAUGAACUCAGGGACAUUACAAAGAAUAAGAAGGCUAACUUUUCUUUAUGGAAAGAAGAGGUUGCUAGACGUCGUAAGAUGAGGCAUGAAACGGAUAAAAUGUUGGAAAAGAUGAAAGAGCAUACUCCUUCACCAUCAGCUGAGACGUCAACUAAUGAAAGCACAUCAACAAGGAUGAUAACGCUAGACGACUCAGAAUCGGAUUCAGACUCGGAUGGUUAUCAUCCACCAACAAAGAAACCAAAUACAACGAGGUAG